Molecule: messenger RNA, 3991 nt
Organism: Motacilla alba alba
Lineage: Eukaryota; Metazoa; Chordata; Aves; Passeriformes; Motacillidae
Gene: ACVR2A
Product: activin A receptor type 2A
Exons: 12
Coding region: 1759-3324 (521 amino acids)
Biological process (GO): protein phosphorylation; activin receptor signaling pathway; cellular response to growth factor stimulus
Cellular component (GO): plasma membrane; activin receptor complex
Molecular function (GO): activin receptor activity; ATP binding; activin binding
Source: RefSeq, a predicted model, not a curated record
AUCCGGGGCGGCCGCCGCGGCCGUGGGGAAGGAGGGGGAGGCGGAGAGGAAACAAAAACAAUCGCCCGGGCGCCGCCAUCUUGGGCCGGUUCUCCACACGCCACACGGGUGAAUGGGUAGAUAUGAGAUUACCACGGGGGAGCAGCGGCAGCAGGGCACCGAGGGCUGUUCCGCGCUGCCAGCGACACUCGGCGGGCUCUAGGCACGGCCGCCGCCGCCCGGAGAGAAUCCCCCGGCUCGGCCUUUUCGCCUCGCCAGCCCCUAAGCUGCACUGCUGGAGGGACAAAGUUGGGCUGAGCCGCGCUGCCUCCGCCGCCCGGGAGACCGGAGAGUUGAGCCGGGGUCAGAGUUAGGGGAGAGGGUGACGAGGGGAUCGCUCCCCGCUCCGCCGUGUGGGAGGCGCGGGGAGAAGGCUCUGCCUCCCCGCCCCUGCCGUCUCCUGCUGCUCGCUCCUCGGAGGAAAAGAAAAAAGAGGAAAAAAAAAAAAAAAAGGCAAGAACUGGAUCGAGCUCGGAGGAGUGGAUUUUGUGGAGUCUCCGUGUGAGCAGCGGCGGGGCGGCGAGGAGGAGAUGUGUCCGUGAGGAGGGAGAGGAGCGUGGAUCCAUCCAGGACCCGUGAGGAGCCGGAGGAGCCUGGAUCCAUCCAGCCCCAGCCCGCCGUGAGGCACAGCCGCCUCCCUUCCAAAGAAGCCCGGUUCUCCUGGAAGCACGGCACUCGGCAAGGAUUUGCCACAAAGAAUAUACCACCCUCCUCCCCCAGCGCCCUGGAUACUGCAUUUUAUUUUUUAAUUUUUUUUUUUUCUUUUUUGGUACCCCCCUCCCCAGCCACUCUUGUGUGUUUAAAUACCAAAUAUAGCCUCUCGCGGGGGGAGGGGAUGGAAAUCUCCUAGAAGAAUUGGAAAUCUUGCUGGGAUUCGGGAGUGCUGGUGCUGGAGAAGGGCGGCGAAGACGGGGGGAUGCACUGCUCUCGCUGCCUGGCCAAGGACUAGAGAUUUGCCACUUCCCGGGGAGCCCGAAGGUUUGUGUGUUCCCAGACUGUCGUUUCCCCCCUUUCCCUCUGCUGGGCUACGCUAAAUCACUCAGCAUUUAUUAAAGAAAACCCACGUGUAGCUUGGUGGCUGGUUUUUAAGGUAGUUUUUCAUCGACGAACUGACAAAAAAAAAAAAACAAAAAACCUUCCUCUCUUCGCCCCGAGGUUUGGAACUGGAAUGGAGCUGCUUUUCUCCCAAACACUACGCGGGGUGUGAAGGGGGGGAGGCAGGACGAAAACAUCGCCUUGGACUGAUCCCGAUCCGACCCCCCGACACUCGCACCCACGAGGGAUGAUCCUUCACGGCGCCUGAUGUGGAAAACACUUGGAGACUCAGAGACUUCGUCGUGCUCAGCAGCUUAAUCGUUGACUUAUUUUGUUUUGGUUUUCUUUUUUUCUUUUUUUUUUUAAGUGGAUUCGUAGCAUUACUUUUAUGAAUUGAAUUUUGCCACCGUUUGUACAGAAGCCAAAUGACACGUGUGUUUUGAAACACGGUUCCAAAUAUAUUUAUCCCUCCCUCAACUCGGAUUCUCUCUAGAAAGAGCCGCGGGGAGGUCGUCAGUGUCUGAACAAACCUGAUUUUUAGUGUUUUAUGAACACUACCUGCUGCAGAAAUGUUGCUAUAAAUUGCUUUAUAACGGUUCAGCAAGAAGGGAGAUUUUUUCCGGCUUGCAGGACCCAGAAAACUGGAUACUUAAAGUCACUUAAAUGUUUUAACAGCAUUGGAAAAUGGGAGCUGCUACUAAGUUGGCGUUCGCUGUUUUUCUUAUCUCUUGUUCAUCAGGUGCCAUCCUGGGCAGAUCAGAAACACAGGAGUGCAUCUUCUACAACGCUAACUGGGAGAAGGAUAAAACCAACCGCAGCGGCAUCGAGCCCUGCUAUGGUGAUAAAGAUAAAAGGAGACACUGCUUUGCCACAUGGAAGAAUAUUUCUGGAUCAAUUGAAAUCGUGAAGCAAGGCUGCUGGCUGGAUGACAUCAACUGUUAUGACAGGAAUGAUUGCAUCGAGAAGAAGGACAGCCCUGAGGUGUUUUUCUGUUGCUGUGAGGGCAACAUGUGCAACGAGCGCUUCUUCUACUUCCCGGAGAUGGAGGUCACGCAGCCAACUUCCAAUCCUGUUACACCGAAGCCGCCUCUGUUCAACACCUUGCUCUACUCCUUGGUGCCUAUCAUGGGAAUUGCAGUGAUCGUGCUCUUCUCCUUCUGGAUGUACAGACAUCACAAGCUGGCCUAUCCUCCCGUGCUCGUUCCCACCCAGCACGCCUUUCAUAUAAUGAUUGAGGAUCCUGGGCCUCCCCCACCAUCUCCCCUGAUGGGUCUGAAGCCGCUGCAGCUCCUGGAGAUCAAGGCCAGGGGCAGGUUUGGGUGUGUGUGGAAAGCUCAGCUGCUCAAUGAAUACGUCGCAGUCAAAAUAUUCCCCAUCCAGGACAAGCAGUCGUGGCAGAACGAGUACGAGAUCUACAGCCUGCCCGGGAUGAAGCACGACAACAUCCUGCAGUUCAUCGGCGCCGAGAAGCGCGGCUCCAGCAUCGACGUGGACCUGUGGCUCAUCACCGCCUUCCACGAGAAGGGGUCCCUGACAGAUUUCCUGAAGGCCAACGUGGUGUCGUGGAACGAGCUGUGCCACAUCGCCCAGACCAUGGCCCGGGGCCUGGCCUACCUGCACGAGGACAUCCCGGGGCUCAAGGAUGGCCACAAGCCAGCCAUCUCCCACAGGGACAUCAAAAGCAAGAACGUGCUGCUGAAAAACAACCUCACGGCUUGUAUUGCUGAUUUCGGUCUAGCUUUAAAGUUUGAGGCUGGAAAGUCUGCAGGAGACACCCACGGACAGGUGGGCACGCGCAGGUACAUGGCUCCCGAGGUGCUCGAAGGCGCCAUCAACUUCCAGAGGGACGCGUUCCUGAGGAUAGACAUGUACGCCAUGGGCCUGGUGCUCUGGGAGCUGGCCUCGCGCUGCACGGCCGCCGACGGCCCCGUGGAUGAGUACAUGCUGCCUUUCGAGGAGGAGAUUGGCCAGCACCCCUCCCUGGAGGACAUGCAGGAGGUCGUGGUGCACAAAAAGAAGAGGCCCGUCCUAAGGGAGUGCUGGCAGAAACAUUCUGGAAUGGCGAUGCUGUGCGAGACCAUCGAGGAGUGCUGGGAUCACGACGCCGAGGCGCGGCUGUCGGCGGGCUGCGUGGAGGAGAGGAUCAUCCAGAUGCAAAAACUCACUAACAUUAUAACAACAGAGGACAUCGUGACUGUGGUCACAAUGGUGACAAACGUUGACUUUCCUCCCAAAGAAUCCAGUCUAUGAUAGUUGCACUGGUCAUGAAGCGACCACAGGACUCUUCACUGGAGCUGCUACAGCGCACGGACUGCCGGUGUCACUGCCGUUCCGGGUGCCAAGGACGGAUGGUAAGUCUCUCUGGAACAUCACCGAGAGGUGUUCAUCCUUUGUUUUCCCCCUCCUCCUCCUCCCCAGCGUGGAUCCAUGAGACUUUCUGCAUUCCCUGCUUACACCCGAAGGACGUGACUGAGAACCCCUCACGUGCUGAUAAGGAACUUACAAUGAAGACUCCGGACCCGAACGGGCUAAUGAGCAUUUUAAACACUGACAUCCGAUUCUUAAUCCCUGGCAGAAGAGACUAAUUCCUUUAAAUGAACUACUGUUAUUUUUUUUAAAUCAAAACCAUUUCAUUUCAGAUUUAAAAACAACAACAAAAAAAAAAAGGGUAACUUGUUUUUAUUGCAUUCGUCGUUGUUUAUAAAAUGACUAUUGUAAUGCGACUACGACACAGCUUGUGAAUGUUCCGUGUGCUGCUGUUCCGUGUACAGAAACAAGAGUAAUCAAUGGGAUAGAGCAAAGAGGCUUCCAAGUAUUACUUAACCUCCCUCAACCAGGUAUACCUCAGUUCCACCUCGCUAAAUUAUGAUUGACAACACUAAUUGGAAUAAUAAACCGCUCCGUGUUUUGUAAAUGA